AUGGGCACGGCAUGCCAUCGCGCUGCAUGCACCACACUUAUCCACCAGGCCCCCGUCACAGUGCCCAUCCACCAGGCCCCCGUCACAGUGCCCAUCCACCAGGCCCCCGUCACAGUGCCCAUCCACCAGGCCCCCGUCACAGUGCCCAUCCACCAGGCCCCCGUCACAGUGCCCAUCCACCAGGCCCCCGUCACAGUGCCCAUCCACCAGGCCCCCGUCACAGUGCCCAUCCACCAGGCCCCCGUCACAGUGCCCAUCCACCAGGCCCCCGUCACAGUGCCCAUCCACCAGGCCCCCGUCACAGUGCCCAUCCACCAGGCCCCCGUCACAGUGCCCAUCCACCAGGCCCCCGUCACAGUGCCCAUCCACCAGGCCCCCGUCACAGUGCCCAUCCACCAGGCCCCCGUCACAGUGCCCAUCCACCAGGCCCCCGUCACAGUGCCCAUCCACCAGGCCCCCGUCACAGUGCCCAUCCACCAGGCCCCCGUCACAGUGCCCAUCCACCAGGCCCCCGUCACAGUGCCCAUCCACCAGGCCCCCGUCACAGUGCCCAUCCACCAGGCCCCCGUCACAGUGCCCAUCCACCAGGCCCCCGUCACAGUGCCCAUCCACCAGGCCCCCGUCACAGUGCCCAUCCACCAGGCCCCCGUCACAGUGCCCAUCCACCAGGCCCCCGUCACAGUGCCCAUCCACCAGGCCCCCGUCACAGUGCCCAUCCACCAGGCCCCCGUCACAGUGCCCAUCCACCAGGCCCCCGUCACAGUGCCCAUCCACCAGGCCCCCGUCACAGUGCCCAUCCACCAGGCCCCCGUCACAGUGCCCAUCCACCAGGCCCCCGUCACAGUGCCCAUCCACCAGGCCCCCGUCACAGUGCCCAUCCACCAGGCCCCCGUCACAGUGCCCAUCCACCAGGCCCCCGUCACAGUGCCCAUCCACCAGGCCCCCGUCACAGUGCCCAUCCACCAGGCCCCCGUCACAGUGCCCAUCCACCAGGCCCCCGUCACAGUGCCCAUCCACCAGGCCCCCGUCACAGUGCCCAUCCACCAGGCCCCCGUCACAGUGCCCAUCCACCAGGCCCCCGUCACAGUGCCCAUCCACCAGGCCCCCGUCACAGUGCCCAUCCACCAGGCCCCCGUCACAGUGCCCAUCCACCAGGCCCCCGUCACAGUGCCCAUCCACCAGGCCCCCGUCACAGUGCCCAUCCACCAGGCCCCCGUCACAGUGCCCAUCCACCAGGCCCCCGUCACAGUGCCCAUCCACCAGGCCCCCGUCACAGUGCCCAUCCACCAGGCCCCCGUCACAGUGCCCAUCCACCAGGCCCCCGUCACAGUGCCCAUCCACCAGGCCCCCGUCACAGUGCCCAUCCACCAGGCCCCCGUCACAGUGCCCAUCCACCAGGCCCCCGUCACAGUGCCCAUCCACCAGGCCCCCGUCACAGUGCCCAUCCACCAGGCCCCCGUCACAGUGCCCAUCCACCAGGCCCCCGUCACAGUGCCCAUCCACCAGGCCCCCGUCACAGUGCCCAUCCACCAGGCCCCCGUCACAGUGCCCAUCCACCAGGCCCCCGUCACAGUGCCCAUCCACCAGGCCCCCGUCACAGUGCCCAUCCACCAGGCCCCCGUCACAGUGCCCAUCCACCAGGCCCCCGUCACAGUGCCCAUCCACCAGGCCCCCGUCACAGUGCCCAUCCACCAGGCCCCCGUCACAGUGCCCAUCCACCAGGCCCCCGUCACAGUGCCCAUCCACCAGGCCCCCGUCACAGUGCCCAUCCACCAGGCCCCCGUCACAGUGCCCAUCCACCAGGCCCCCGUCACAGUGCCCAUCCACCAGGCCCCCGUCACAGUGCCCAUCCACCAGGCCCCCGUCACAGUGCCCAUCCACCAGGCCCCCGUCACAGUGCCCAUCCACCAGGCCCCCGUCACAGUGCCCAUCCACCAGGCCCCCGUCACAGUGCCCAUCCACCAGGCCCCCGUCACAGUGCCCAUCCACCAGGCCCCCGUCACAGUGCCCAUCCACCAGGCCCCCGUCACAGUGCCCAUCCACCAGGCCCCCGUCACAGUGCCCAUCCACCAGGCCCCCGUCACAGUGCCCAUCCACCAGGCCCCCGUCACAGUGCCCAUCCACCAGGCCCCCGUCACAGUGCCCAUCCACCAGGCCCCCGUCACAGUGCCCAUCCACCAGGCCCCCGUCACAGUGCCCAUCCACCAGGCCCCCGUCACAGUGCCCAUCCACCAGGCCCCCGUCACAGUGCCCAUCCACCAGGCCCCCGUCACAGUGCCCAUCCACCAGGCCCCCGUCACAGUGCCCAUCCACCAGGCCCCCGUCACAGUGCCCAUCCACCAGGCCCCCGUCACAGUGCCCAUCCACCAGGCCCCCGUCACAGUGCCCAUCCACCAGGCCCCCGUCACAGUGCCCAUCCACCAGGCCCCCGUCACAGUGCCCAUCCACCAGGCCCCCGUCACAGUGCCCAUCCACCAGGCCCCCGUCACAGUGCCCAUCCACCAGGCCCCCGUCACAGUGCCCAUCCACCAGGCCCCCGUCACAGUGCCCAUCCACCAGGCCCCCGUCACAGUGCCCAUCCACCAGGCCCCCGUCACAGUGCCCAUCCACCAGGCCCCCGUCACAGUGCCCAUCCACCAGGCCCCCGUCACAGUGCCCAUCCACCAGGCCCCCGUCACAGUGCCCAUCCACCAGGCCCCCGUCACAGUGCCCAUCCACCAGGCCCCCGUCACAGUGCCCAUCCACCAGGCCCCCGUCACAGUGCCCAUCCACCAGGCCCCCGUCACAGUGCCCAUCCACCAGGCCCCCGUCACAGUGCCCAUCCACCAGGCCCCCGUCACAGUGCCCAUCCACCAGGCCCCCGUCACAGUGCCCAUCCACCAGGCCCCCGUCACAGUGCCCAUCCACCAGGCCCCCGUCACAGUGCCCAUCCACCAGGCCCCCGUCACAGUGCCCAUCCACCAGGCCCCCGUCACAGUGCCCAUCCACCAGGCCCCCGUCACAGUGCCCAUCCACCAGGCCCCCGUCACAGUGCCCAUCCACCAGGCCCCCGUCACAGUGCCCAUCCACCAGGCCCCCGUCACAGUGCCCAUCCACCAGGCCCCCGUCACAGUGCCCAUCCACCAGGCCCCCGUCACAGUGCCCAUCCACCAGGCCCCCGUCACAGUGCCCAUCCACCAGGCCCCCGUCACAGUGCCCAUCCACCAGGCCCCCGUCACAGUGCCCAUCCACCAGGCCCCCGUCACAGUGCCCAUCCACCAGGCCCCCGUCACAGUGCCCAUCCACCAGGCCCCCGUCACAGUGCCCAUCCACCAGGCCCCCGUCACAGUGCCCAUCCACCAGGCCCCCGUCACAGUGCCCAUCCACCAGGCCCCCGUCACAGUGCCCAUCCACCAGGCCCCCGUCACAGUGCCCAUCCACCAGGCCCCCGUCACAGUGCCCAUCCACCAGGCCCCCGUCACAGUGCCCAUCCACCAGGCCCCCGUCACAGUGCCCAUCCACCAGGCCCCCGUCACAGUGCCCAUCCACCAGGCCCCCGUCACAGUGCCCAUCCACCAGGCCCCCGUCACAGUGCCCAUCCACCAGGCCCCCGUCACAGUGCCCAUCCACCAGGCCCCCGUCACAGUGCCCAUCCACCAGGCCCCCGUCACAGUGCCCAUCCACCAGGCCCCCGUCACAGUGCCCAUCCACCAGGCCCCCGUCACAGUGCCCAUCCACCAGGCCCCCGUCACAGUGCCCAUCCACCAGGCCCCCGUCACAGUGCCCAUCCACCAGGCCCCCGUCACAGUGCCCAUCCACCAGGCCCCCGUCACAGUGCCCAUCCACCAGGCCCCCGUCACAGUGCCCAUCCACCAGGCCCCCGUCACAGUGCCCAUCCACCAGGCCCCCGUCACAGUGCCCAUCCACCAGGCCCCCGUCACAGUGCCCAUCCACCAGGCCCCCGUCACAGUGCCCAUCCACCAGGCCCCCGUCACAGUGCCCAUCCACCAGGCCCCCGUCACAGUGCCCAUCCACCAGGCCCCCGUCACAGUGCCCAUCCACCAGGCCCCCGUCACAGUGCCCAUCCACCAGGCCCCCGUCACAGCCCCCGUCACAGUGCCCAUCCACCAGGCCCCCGUCACAGUGCCCAUCCACCAGGCCCCCGUCACAGUGCCCAUCCACCAGGCCCCCGUCACAGUGCCCAUCCACCAGGCCCCCGUCACAGUGCCCAUCCACCAGGCCCCCGUCACAGUGCCCAUCCACCAGGCCCCCGUCACAGUGCCCAUCCACCAGGCCCCCGUCACAGUGCCCAUCCACCAGGCCCCCGUCACAGUGCCCAUCCACCAGGCCCCCGUCACAGUGCCCAUCCACCAGGCCCCCGUCACAGUGCCCAUCCACCAGGCCCCCGUCACAGUGCCCAUCCACCAGGCCCCCGUCACAGUGCCCAUCCACCAGGCCCCCGUCACAGUGCCCAUCCACCAGGCCCCCGUCACAGUGCCCAUCCACCAGGCCCCCGUCACAGUGCCCAUCCACCAGGCCCCCGUCACAGUGCCCAUCCACCAGGCCCCCGUCACAGUGCCCAUCCACCAGGCCCCCGUCACAGUGCCCAUCCACCAGGCCCCCGUCACAGUGCCCAUCCACCAGGCCCCCGUCACAGUGCCCAUCCACCAGGCCCCCGUCACAGUGCCCAUCCACCAGGCCCCCGUCACAGUGCCCAUCCACCAGGCCCCCGUCACAGUGCCCAUCCACCAGGCCCCCGUCACAGUGCCCAUCCACCAGGCCCCCGUCACAGUGCCCAUCCACCAGGCCCCCGUCACAGUGCCCAUCCACCGGGCCCCCGUCACAGUGCCCAUCCACCGGGCCCCCGUCACAGUGCCCAUCCACCGGGCCCCCGUCACAGUGCCCAUCCACCGGGCCCCCGUCACAGUGCCCAUCCACCGGGCCCCCGUCACAGUGCCCAUCCACCGGGCCCCCGUCACAGUGCCCAUCCACCAGGCCCCCGUCACAGUGCCCAUCCACCAGGCCCCCGUCACAGUGCCCAUCCACCAGGCCCCCGUCACAGUGCCCAUCCACCAGGCCCCCGUCACAGUGCCCAUCCACCAGGCCCCCGUCACAGUGCCCAUCCACCAGGCCCCCGUCACAGUGCCCAUCCACCAGGCCCCCGUCACAGUGCCCAUCCACCAGGCCCCCGUCACAGUGCCCAUCCACCAGGCCCCCGUCACAGUGCCCAUUCACCAGGCCUCCGUCACAGUGCCCAUCCACCAGGCCUCCGUCACAGUGCCCAUCCACCAGGCCUCCGUCACAGUGCCCAUUCACCAGGCCUCCGUCACAGUGCCCAUCCACCAGGCCUCCGUCACAGUGCCCAUCCACCAGGCCUCCGUCACAGUGCCCAUUCACCAGGCCCCCCUCACCGUGUGCUCAUUGACGGGUGGAGGGAAGUUGCCAGCAGGUGUAUCAAUCCAGCUGAACAUGAUAUUGUGGUGUCCAAACUGCUGCGCCUCGAUCGCUCAGUCGACUAACACAUGA
Closterium sp. Naga37s-1 is the source of this 5505-nucleotide messenger RNA. Lineage: Eukaryota; Viridiplantae; Streptophyta; Zygnematophyceae; Desmidiales; Closteriaceae. The record is from the annotation of a GenBank genome assembly.